Messenger RNA from Helobdella robusta, 1935 nucleotides. RefSeq lists its product as hypothetical. The coding region runs from base 108 to 1478 and encodes 456 amino acids. The transcript has 7 exons. Gene Ontology annotation, molecular function: ATP binding; ATP hydrolysis activity; ATP-dependent protein folding chaperone. The record is from RefSeq and is a predicted model, not a curated record. Gene Ontology annotation, biological process: cellular response to unfolded protein; vesicle-mediated transport; protein refolding. Lineage: Eukaryota; Metazoa; Annelida; Clitellata; Rhynchobdellida; Glossiphoniidae. Gene Ontology annotation, cellular component: plasma membrane; cytoplasm; cytosol.
UAAAAGUGAACAUUAACAAAACAAAAGCGUAUGUUUUUUAAUUUUUAGAGUUUUAAUUGCUAAAUAAAAAAAAAAGAAAGAAAUUAGGAUUUUAUUUUUGUUUUACGAUGUCGUCUUUGGUGAUUACUGUAAUGGGGUCUGCUAUAUUAGCAUUAUUGGUAGCAGGUUACAUAGGUCAGAAGUACUUGCCUGCCCCCAAGCCCAAGAUUGUAGGAAUCGAUUUAGGAACGACAUACUCCUGCAUAGGAGCCUACCAUGCAGUUUCCGGAAAAGUUGACAUCAUUCCAGACGGGGACGGUCAUCUGUGUAUACCCAGUGUUGUUGCCUACAGGGACACAGGUGAUGUGCUAGUCGGCUACGACGCCGUCAACCAGGCAGACCACAACCCAUCCAACACGUUCUACGAUGCCAAGAGGUUCAUCGGGAAGAAGUUUUCGUUAGAGGAAUUUCAGAGAGAAGCUUCCAGAUAUCCAUUCCAUAUCCAUCGAGAUGGCGUUGAUGGUUCGGUAAAAUUUUACACGACCCACCACCCGGAUCUCCACAUAUCCCCUGAAACCAUCGGCUCAGAAAUUCUUCUCACCCUAAAAAAAUCGGCCGAGGCCCAUUUUAAAUUCCCCAUCUCGAAAGCUGUCAUUUCAGUUCCAGCCGAAUUUGAUGAAGAGCAGAGGAAUUGUACUAAAAAUGCUGCCCUCUUCGCUGGCAUAGAAGUGAUUCGAGUCAUCAAUGAACCGACUGCAGCCGCCCUAGCAUAUGGACUCCACCAAAAAGGGGGGGCACAGGAUGUCCUGGUCGUGGACCUGGGGGGCGGUACCCUCGAUGUCUCCCUGCUGGAUAUCCAGGGCGGAAUGUUUCUGACCAGAGCCAUGGCAGGCAACAACCACCUCGGCGGCCAGGACUUCAACGAGCGCUUGAAGUCUCACAUCACUGCUGAAGUUGAGAAGAAGUUUAGGAGGAAGCUGGAGGACCCGGAAGAUGUCCAGGCGCUUAGGGCUGCCGUCGAAAACCUCAAGAUCAACCUCACCCUGUACAAUUCAGCUCGGCUGCAACUCGAUCUUGUAUCUUUAAAAGAUGAGGAUGAUAAUAAUAAUAAUAAUAAACGACAUACAAAUAAUAAUAAUAACAAAAAUAAUAACGCGUACAACUUCGAAUUAGAAGUGACUCGAGACUUAUUUGAAAAAAUAAACAGAGAUCUUUUCGAAAGAGUGAUCGAACCCAUAAAGUUAGUGCUAGAAGCAGGCGAGCUAUCGACAGAGGAGGUCGAGGAGAUAGUCUUAGUCGGGGGGUCCACCAGAAUCCCUAAAGUUAGGCAGUUAGUGAGCGAAUAUUUCAAUAAUAAACAAUUAAACGUAGCUAUCGAUCCUGAGCUGGCUGUAGUCACUGGGGUGUCGAUUCAAGCGGGAAUUGUGGGCGGAGCUUGGCCGCUUUCUGUUAGCGCCGUCGAAUCAAAAACUUCCGUUAAGAAACUCUAUGUUAGAUAGCGUUUCGCUAUUGGCUGAAAUUUAUAAUGGUGUUUGGGUAUAAAUUUUUGAUUGGCUGACAAUUUGGGGAGUUUCAUUUGAAUGGCUGGUUAAAUUGAUGGUUAGUUGUUUCAUUGAUUAGAGUGACGAAGUGACUGGUUGUUAAGAUAUUUAGGAAAAUUUUUAUUCAUCAUUGUUUUAUCUUUUUGUAUAUACAAAUAAUAUUUUCUUAAUGUUGUUGUUGUAAAAGUUGUUGAUGUAGUUGUCAUUGUUGAUAGGUGCUGUACUAAUUAUUUUAGCGUUGUUUCGGUUAUUGUCUUGAGAAAUGUUAUUAUAACUGAAUUUUAAUUCUCUCUCUCUCUCUCUUUCUCUCUCUCUCUCUUUUUCUCUCUCUAAUGUUCUUUUAAUAUUUAUUCAAACAUAACUCGGUAAUAAGAUUGAUUGAGUCUCCAACUUGAAUAAUAAUAAUAAUCUUUUC